Messenger RNA from Aedes albopictus (Asian tiger mosquito), 3732 nucleotides. RefSeq names its product heat shock protein 70 B2. Lineage: Eukaryota; Metazoa; Arthropoda; Insecta; Diptera; Culicidae. Bases 1656 to 3575 code for a protein of 639 amino acids. The record is from RefSeq and is a predicted model, not a curated record. Gene Ontology annotation, molecular function: ATP binding; ATP-dependent protein folding chaperone. Gene Ontology annotation, cellular component: plasma membrane; cytoplasm; cytosol. The transcript has a single exon.
UAAAUUUAAAAAAAAAUCCAAAAGGUUCUUAGUCUUGUUUUGAGACGUCCAGUAACAUCUCGAAAGGUCUUAGAAUCUUAAAAAAAUUGAUGAUCUAGAACAUACCUGUACAUUAUUAUUCUUCUUUUUUAAACAUUCAGUAAUCUUCAGAAAGUUCUCGAAAUUCUAUGUAAUUUGAUGUUCCAGAACAUCCCAAAAGGUCCUUUAUUCCUUCUUGAACGAUUAUUAACUUCCAGAAAGUUUUCGAAAUUUAUAAAAAGUGUAACAGAACAUUCCAUAAGGUUCCUCUUAUUUUAGUAGCUUACAGAAAGUUUUCCGUAUUUGAGAAAGUGUGAUUUUCCAGAAUAUCUCAGAUUAUUGUUUUACUUUUGGUGCAUUCAGUUACUUUCAGGAGGUUUCUGGAAAUUUUAUAGCUUUUUAUGUUCCAGAACAUGCGAGAAGGUUUUUUUGCUUGUUUCCAAACUUCCAUAAAGUUUUCUAAAUUUUAUUAGGUUUGAUGUAAAAAACAUUCUAAAAGGUUUUUUUCUAAAAAGUUUACCAACUUAGAAGUGGUCAUUAGAAGAGGAAGUUCUCAGUUAAUAACUGUGGUAAUGCUCAUAGACAGAAGCUCAUAGCUGAGAAGCAGGCUUUGUCCCAGUUGAGAUGUUACUCCAAGGAAAAGAUGUUCCAUAAUGCCACAGAAGGUUAUUGCCCUUCUUUUGAAGCGUUCAGAAACUUCAAGGAGAUACUCGAAACUUUAAGAAGUUCAAUAAUCCAGAACAUUCUAGAACGUUCCUUUUCCUUUUUUCCUGGAACCUUCAGCAACUUCCAGAAAAUUCUUGAAUUCUAUAGAAUAUUGAUGUUCCAGAACAUUCCAGAAGGUUCUUCUUAUUAUUUCUGGAAAGUCAAAACACAUCCAGAAAGUUCUCGUUAUUUUUUAUAAAUUUAAUACACCUAUGGUGAGACAACAGAAGAAAAAAGGCAUCCAGGUGAAUCAGGUUCGUUCCAACAACCAACAACAACAAUCACGACUAGCUUCAUAAAUGUUCUGUUAUACCGAAAUGCACCGGCAUUGGAUAUGGAGAAUUUUCCAGACAUUCGAUUAAUUUCUUUCUGCUUUCUCCCUCGAAGACAUUCCCCCUUCCAUACGUAGUAGCAACAAACACACUUCCAAUCAACCCCAUCAGCCCGAUAGAAACUCGAACGUUACAAAGUGCUCUAGACUUUUCUCGCUCGCAACACGAGUGUGUUGAUCCCAUCAGUUCAGUGUGCGAACCACUGACUGUACCUGCCCCUAUCUCGAAUAAUUGCCAACACAUACAAUCAUAACUAACACGACAUGAAACCGAACGACAGCGAGCAGGCAGCAGCAGAGACACCGACAUCAAUCGAGUACCUAAUCGAACCUGCUCGAACACGCAUGGAAAGCACUCGAAUCCUCUAGAUCUGCUCGUUUCCACUAUAUAAACGCCCGGUUCGAGCAGCUCUCGUCAUAACAGUUCAAACAAGAGAACGAAACACAAGCAAGAGAGCGAUAAAGCGCGAAAGCAAAUCUACGCAAACGAAUUCAGUAUUCAGAAGUGAAACAAGUUUAAUCAGUGAAAAAAGUGAAUCCAAGAUAAAAUUGUGUCAUUACAAGUCUAAAAGUAUCAAAAGUCAGUGAAUCCAAAGCAAAAAUGUCUGCAAUUGGUAUCGAUUUGGGAACCACGUACUCCUGCGUGGGAGUGUUCCAGCAUGGCAAAGUGGAAAUCAUCGCCAACGACCAGGGCAACCGAACCACCCCCAGCUAUGUGGCAUUCUCGGACACGGAACGGCUGAUCGGCGAUGCAGCCAAGAACCAGGUGGCCCUCAAUCCACAGAACACCGUUUUCGACGCCAAGCGGCUGAUUGGACGCCGUUUCGACGACCCGAAAAUUCAGGCCGAUAUCAAACACUGGCCCUUCAAGGUGUUCAACGAUGGUGGAAAACCGAAGAUUGAAGUCGAGUUCAAGGGUGAGAGGAAACGAUUCGCUCCGGAGGAAAUCAGCUCGAUGGUUCUGGUGAAGAUGCGGGAAACUGCCGAGGCCUAUCUGGGAAAGAGCGUCAAGAAUGCAGUCAUAACAGUUCCAGCCUAUUUCAACGAUUCUCAGCGACAGGCCACGAAGGACGCCGGAGCCAUUGCCGGACUCAAUGUGAUGCGAAUCAUCAACGAACCGACGGCAGCUGCAUUGGCUUACGGUCUGGACAAGAAUCUCAAAGGUGAACGGAAUGUCCUGAUCUUCGAUUUGGGUGGUGGCACAUUCGACGUUUCCAUUUUGACCAUCGACGAGGGUUCGUUGUUCGAAGUACGAGCCACGGCUGGAGAUACUCAUCUAGGAGGAGAGGACUUCGAUAAUCGUAUGGUGUCACAUUUCGUGGAGGAAUUCAAACGUAAGUUCAAGAAAGAUAUUUCAUCGAAUCCUCGUGCUCUGCGGCGACUGAGAACGGCAUGUGAACGAGCCAAGCGCACACUGUCAUCCAGCACUGAAGCCACGAUUGAAAUCGAUGCCCUGAUUGAAGGAAUCGACUACUACACGAAAAUUUCUCGGGCUCGAUUCGAAGAACUGUGCUCGGAUCUGUUCCGAUCCACACUCCAUCCAGUUGAGAAGGCUCUGUCCGACGCCAAAAUGGACAAGAGCUCAAUCCACGACAUCGUUCUGGUUGGUGGAUCAACUCGCAUUCCAAAAGUCCAGAACCUGCUGCAGAACUUCUUCUGUGGAAAGUCGCUGAACCUAUCGAUCAACCCGGAUGAGGCCGUGGCAUACGGUGCUGCAGUUCAAGCUGCCAUUCUCAGUGGAGACAAGGACGAAAAGAUCCAGGAUGUGCUGUUGGUUGAUGUGGCGCCACUCUCCCUCGGAAUCGAGACAGCUGGAGGAGUCAUGACCAAACUGAUUGAACGCAACAGCCGAAUCCCAUGCAAGCAGACCCAGAUAUUCUCGACCUAUGCGGACAACCAGCCCGGAGUAUCGAUCCAGGUGUUCGAAGGAGAACGCGCCAUGACCAGAGAUAACAACCGUCUGGGACAGUUCGACCUGUCAGGCAUUCCACCAGCUCCCAGAGGCGUUCCCCAGAUUGAGGUGACAUUUGAUAUGGACGCCAACGGUAUCCUGAACGUUUCGGCCAAGGAGAAGAGCACCGGUAAGGAAAAGAACAUCACGAUCAAGAACGACAAGGGCCGACUUAGUCAGGCCGACAUCGAUCGAAUGGUGAACGAGGCUGAGAAAUUCCGCGAAGAAGACGAAAAACAACGAGAACGCGUUUCCGCCCGGAAUCAGCUGGAAGGCUACUGCUUCCAACUAAAGCAAUCACUCGAAUCGGCCGGAGACAAACUGAGCGAGUCGGACAAGAACACCGUGAAGGACAAGUGCGACGAAACGCUCCGAUGGCUGGACGGAAACACGAUGGCCGAGAAGGACGAGUUUGAGCACAAGAUGCAGGAGUUGAGCCGAGUUUGCAGUCCUAUCAUGACUCGGUUGCAUCAGGGUGGAGCCGGUGUGGGAACUGGAGCCUCGAGCUGUGGCCAACAGGCAGGAGGAUUCGGUGGUCGAACGGGACCCACCGUCGAGGAGGUGGAUUAAAUGACGAAAAUGUUGAUGAAUGAGCGAAAAACUAAAAAUAAUAGAAUAUUAAAUUUUUCUCAUAAUGAGACUUUAAGCUUCAUAGACUGAUUUAUCAAUUGCAUAUUACCGUUAUAAUUUAUUUUCGUGAAAAUAUAAUGUACAGAAUGAUCUCGAA